ACCAACCUGCUGCACCCGAGCGUCGCAGGUCAACACACGACUGUAGGCACGUGCAACAAGCUAGAUGGAGGAGCAGCAGCGGCCGGUGCAGCCCGCCGGCGGCGGCGGCGGCGGUGGCGCGCCGCCAGAAGAGCAGUGGCGCGGCGCCGUGGAGGCGGCGCUCCCGGGAACGCCGGCGUCCGCCGCGUGGCCGCACGUCGCCAGCUUCUACGCCGCGCACCGCUACCUCCCUGGCAUCGACGUGUGCGAGCGCGUCGGCGACGGCGGCGAGGAUGGUGGCCUCCUCCUCGUCCCCGGGUGCGUCCGGCACGUGGCGUCGAGCGCGGCGGGGCUGUGGGCGCGGGAGGAGCUCCUAGAGGCGCCGGACCACGCGGCGCGGCGCCUCCGGUACGCCGUCGUCGACAGCAACAUGGGGUUCGGCCGCUACGUCGCCACGCUCCGCGUCCUCGACGGCGGCAGCGGGUGCCGCAUCGCGUGGGCGUUCGAGUGCGACGCCGUGUGCGGCGAGGGGUGGAGCGAGGCGGCGCUGGUGGCGCGGCUCGCCGCCAGCGUGGACGGCAUGGCCGAGAGGGUGCAGCAAGCCGUGGCGGCGGAGGCCGAGGCGCGCGCCGGAGAAGAAGAAGAAGACGGAGUCGCUGGGUGACGUCAACGUCGCCAUGGCGGGGGCGGCGUCUGGUUCGGCGUGUCUUUGUCGUGUCAGGACGUCGCGCGUGCGUUGCGUGCAAGGUGGCUGAUUGAUAGAGAGAUUUUCUGUCGCUUUUUUUUUUUUACUGUAGUGCUACCAUGGAUCGAUCAGCGGCGGUGAUGAUCUCUACAUGAAAUUUAUCUCGUGCCACUAUUAGGUCGUUUUCAUUUUUGCGAUAGCUUUUCAUGGAAAAAUAUUAUAAGAAAAAAAUUGUGUAUAAAGUUUUAUA
Messenger RNA from Oryza sativa Japonica Group (Japanese rice), 914 nucleotides. RefSeq lists its product as uncharacterized. The record is from RefSeq and is a predicted model, not a curated record. Lineage: Eukaryota; Viridiplantae; Streptophyta; Magnoliopsida; Poales; Poaceae.